Messenger RNA from Manacus vitellinus (golden-collared manakin), 1783 nucleotides. Its product is annotated as intestinal-type alkaline phosphatase. Gene Ontology annotation, cellular component: plasma membrane. The coding region runs from base 1 to 1623 and encodes 540 amino acids. Gene Ontology annotation, biological process: dephosphorylation. The transcript has 11 exons. Lineage: Eukaryota; Metazoa; Chordata; Aves; Passeriformes; Pipridae. Gene Ontology annotation, molecular function: alkaline phosphatase activity. The record is from RefSeq and is a predicted model, not a curated record.
AUGAAGGUCCUGGCAUCCCUCACACUCUGCCUCUGGGCAGGGCUCAGCACUGCUGUCAUCCCAGGUGCUGGUGAGCUGGGACUGACAGGUGUUUGCCCUGUCCUAGAGGAGGAGGAGAAUCCAUCCUUCUGGUACAAGCAGGCAGCUGCGGCCAUUGACGCCUCCUUGAAAAUCCAGCCCAGGAUAGGCCAAGCCAAAAACCUCAUUCUCUUCCUGGGGGAUGGGUUUGGGAUCCCCACCAUCACGGCCACUCGCAUCCUCAAGGGGCAGCAGCAGGGAAAGCUGGGCCCUGAGACCCCUCUUGCACUGGAUGCUUUCCCCUACGUGGCUCUCUCCAAGACGUACAACGUGGACCGGCAGGUCCCUGACAGUGCGGGCACAGCCACAGCCUAUCUCUGUGGGGUGAAGGGCAACUACCAGACAGUGGGGCUGAGCGCGGCCGCCCGCUACUCGCAGUGCAACACCACCGCGGGCAACGAGGUGAUCUCGGUGCUGGAGCAAGCCCGCAAAGCUGGGAAGGCGGUGGGCAUCGUGACGACGACGCGGGUGCAGCACGCGUCGCCCUCGGGCACCUACGCCCACGUGGUGAACCGUAACUGGUAUGCGGACGCCAGCAUGCCUGCGGAGGCACGGCAGGAGGGAUGCAAGGACAUCGCCUGGCAGCUGGUCCACAACGUCGACAUCAAUGUGAUCCUGGGAGGUGGUCGAAAAUACAUGACCCCUGUGGAGACGCCAGACCCUGAGUAUCCCACGAACAGCCAGCAGAAUGGGAUACGGGAGGAUGGGAUAAACCUUAUUGACACAUGGCUGGAGGCGCGGCCGGGUGCCCGCUAUGUCUGGAACAAGACAGAGAUGCUGGCUGCUGCUGCCAACCCCAGUGUGAAUUAUCUGAUGGGUCUCUUUGAACCCGGGGACAUGAAGUACAGCCUGGUGCGUAACACCACCCUGGACCCAUCACUCACCGAGAUGAUGGAGGCGGCUAUCACCAUCCUGAGCAGGAACCCUGAAGGCUUCUACCUCUUUGUGGAAGAUAAGUUGGGGCUGUGCCCAUCUGCAGGCGGCAGGAUCGACCACGGCCACCACGAAGGGGCAGCCCAGAAGGCACUGACAGAGGCAGUGGAGUUUGACCAGGCCAUCGAGCGGGCAGGGGUCCUGACAGACGAGGCACAGACCCUCACCGUUGUCACCGCCGACCACUCGCACGUCUUCUCCUUCGGUGGCUACACCCUGCGUGGCUCCUCCAUCUUCGGUCUGGCCCCCUCACUAUCCACUGAUGGGAAGAACUACACAUCCAUCCUCUAUGGGAAUGGGCCAGGCUACCCAGGCCCCGACCGGCCCGACAUGGAUCAUGACACAGCCAUGCAGUUCGAGUACCUGCAGCAGGCGGCCGUGCCCCUUGACUCAGAGACCCACGGUGGUGAGGACGUGGCCAUUCUGGCCAAGGGCCCCAUGGCCCACCUCUUCCAUGGGGUGCAGGAGCAGACCUACGUGGCCCAUGUCAUGGCCUACGCCGCCUGCCUUGAGCCCUACACCGACUGCCACCAGCGGAACUCUGCCCCUGGCACCCAUGCCACCACCCUGGCCCUGCUCCUGCCCAUCCUCCUCCUGCCCCUCUUCCACUGAUUCUGUGUCCCUAGGGCACCCAAUGGGAGCUGCCAGACCUGUGUUCUCUCCCCUCCUCACGGUGUGGCACCUGCAGCUUUCUGAAGCACCUCUGGUCCGGAUGCAGCAGCCAAAGGGUCACCAAACCCUGAGCGUGGGGCGGGUCCUACACCACCCGCAC